UCACUUUCAACCAAGAGGCAAGACCUGCAGGAGCGAGAAAGGGGCAGGCCCAACUUUUUAUUCAGAUCUGCAGUCACAGCUCAUAGACUCUGAUCUGUACAACAAAGGAGGAAAGAGAAGACAAGACAAGAGAGAUGGCCGCGGUGGACAUUGUAGUUGAGGAUGACUCUGAUGAAAUUAUGCGUGAAGAAGCUGAAGAUGUGUUUCUGGAAGACGGGGUGUCAUCUCGAAACCCCGAGAUCAUGGCGGCGGGCACACACUCACCAGGAGGGCCCAACGGCAUCAUCCGGAGUCAGUCAUUCGCUGGAUUCAGCACGCUACAGGAGCGGCGAUCACGGUGUAACUCGUUCAUGGGGAAUUCAGCUGUGCAGAAGAAGCCCCAGUCCAAGCCCAAGAAGCCUCACCUGUCUGGACACAAAGGAGGAAGUGGGUCCCGAGAGCCACAGCCCAAAAGACUGGAGGAGGUCUACACUGCUCUACGUCAAGGCCUAGAUGAAUACCUAGAAGUCCAUCAAACAGAACUGGACAAGCUCAUGUUACUGAUGAAGGACAUGAAGAGGAAUUCUCGUCUGGGAGUGCUGUAUGAUUUGGACAAGCAAAUCAAAAGCAUAGAGCGGUACAUGAGACGACUGGAGUUUCACAUGAGUAAGGUGGAUGAGCUGUACGAGGCAUUUUGCAUCCAGAGUCGAUUGCGGGAUGGUGCCAUUAGGAUGAAGCAGGCGUUCUCCUCAUCUCCAUCCACUAAAGCCACAAAGGAGAGCAUCGCAGAGGUCAACCGCCGCUACAAGGAGUACACCGAGAACAUGAGCACGUUUGAGACUGAGCUAGAAAACCUGCUUGGGGAGUUUCAUAUCAGAAUGAAAGGUUUGGCUGGAUUUGCAAGGCUUUGUCCAGGAGACCAGUAUGAGAUUUUCAUGAGAUAUGGGCGCCAGCGGUGGAAGUUAAAGGGGAGAAUUGAAGUGAACUCGAGGCAAAGCUGGGAUGGAGACGAGAUGGUGUUUAUGCCUCUGAUAACUGACCUCAUCAAUAUAAAGGUGACAGAGCUGAAGGGUCUGGCCACUCACAUGUUGGUGGGCAGCGUGAUCUGUGAAACCAAGGAGCUCUUCACGGCUAUGCCUCAAGUGGUGGCUGUAGACGUAAACGACCUGGGCACCAUCAAACUCAACCUGGAGGUCACGUGGUACCCCUUCGAUGUAGAGGACCUGACUCUCUCAUCUUCCAAUGUAAGCAAAGCUGCAGCCAUCCAAAGACGAGUGUCAGUCUACAGCCAGGGCACACCAGAUACCCCCACCUUUCAGGACUCUUCCUUCUUUUCCACUUUACCAGAUGACGUCUUUGAAAAUGGUGGAUGCGGUGUGGCUGAAUGCAAGCGCCUUUCUUUCACCUUCUCGGACACUUCUGUUUCUACGCCAAGCCCCGCCCCCAGCAUACACUCAACCGUUCAAUCAAAUCCCGAGAUCACAGUCACGCCCCCAGAAAUGGACCUAUUGCCUCCACACUUCUUGCCACCGCGGGAGGAUUCAAUCGCAGAGGAACAUUUGGUGGAGGAGGAUGAGGAGGAGUACGAGGAAGAUGGGGAGACGGCCAGCAGGGGGAGUCGUAGGACGAGUGGUAGUUUGGCCAGCGAUGAGGCAGAGGUGGCAGAGGACUCUGAAUGGGAACGCACUGAAUCCCAGAGAAACUCGGGAUCUCACUGUGGAUCUGCUGCUGUGUCUGUUUGUACAGAAAAUCACUUGACAACUGUAGCACCGGAGGAUGUUUUUCUAGACCAAGGAGAUGAACUAAAACCUGUGGAGUUGGACACAGAGGAGCCAGGUAGUCUGACACGGCAGCUGGUGAAGAGGCUGACGUCUUCUGAAAUUGAGCCCCCUGUGGUGAGCUCAGCAGAGGUAGGGGAAGUGGGUCUUAGCUGGACCGGUGAGGGCAGCAGGGCAUUUCUAGAGAGUGGUCUGGAGGAGGCGAUCCAUAGCCUGCUCAUGAGGCUCGAGGCUCUGACGCACCGAUGUAGAGAACUGCAAGAUCUGGAGCAGGAAGUCAUGAGAUUUGAAGACAUCCUAAAGUGUCGCCUCCCGGGUCAUAGGAGUCGCUCAUCCAGCCUCAGUCUGACCGUGGAGAGUGCGCUGGAGAGUUUCGACUUUCUUAACACGUCUGAUUUUGAUGAUGAAGACACAGGAGAUGACAACACUGUUCUCAACACACCCCCACAGAGGUCCCCAGUGUUUGAUGCAGAUGGAGAAGCUAUUGGGGGUCAACAUCCAGAGGCCAGAGGGCAUCUUAGUGAAGCCCUGACAGAGGACACUGGGGUGGGCAACAGUGUGGCAGGAAGCCCCUUACCUCUCACCACUGGGAAUGAAAACCUGGAUGUGGCUAUUGUCAUUCACCUCCAGUACUGCAACCAUCUCAUUCAGUUGCUGUCCAGUGGUGUUGGAGUAUGGCAGAAACGCAGUCUUCUGAACAAACUUGCUGGACAGACGGAGAUGCUGGAGGAGCUCUCAGAAAUCACAGCUGAGAAAAUGGGAGCCAUCACAUGUGUCCCCGAUGUGCUCCCAGGCCUUGCCGAGCGCUCCGAGAUGAUGUCUUUGUGGUCAGAGUGCAGUGGCUCCACUGGGCUUUUCCACACCACACUGGAUCGUGUUUUGAAGCACAUGAACCAGCGUUUUACCGCCGCCUUGCAGGAAAAACACCCACAGAACACAGAGAAAGUGAUCGGUGUGGUUGUGGGUGAGAUGGUGGACAAGACUGACCUGGCAGUGGGGUCCCCUUCUGCGGUGACUGCCCUGUCCCAGGAUGUCCUCACUGUGUUCCAGUUCAACUGUUAUGUAUUACAACAUGGAGUCCACAACAUGGAGAUGCACCUACUCAACCUGGCCAGAGAGGAGGUGUUUGCUGAGGCCAUAUCGAGUGGCGAUCACAGCCAGUGUCUGUCGGAGCUUAAGGAGGUGCCUUUGUCUUCGCUUUGGCCCCGAAACCAAACCCUGAGGUCCUUGGCUGCACUCCUCACAGCAGCGGACCCUGAGGUGACCAAGACCACAGCAGACUACCUCUCCUCCGCACCCCCCAACAGCUUCUUCAGGACCAGGGCAGUGGAGUGCUACACCCAGGCACUGUCCGAAGCAGGAGUCCAGAGCCAAAGAGCCGCCUGCUCAGCACUCAGCUGUCUGCAGGCUGUUGAGAGCAUAAAAGCUGUGGUGGCUUUGUGCGAUUCGGCUGAUGAAGAGUUGCGGCACGUCGCCAUAGAAACUCUCCUCACUUUUGGUGAUGAGGGGCGGCUGGCGUAUGAGCAAUUGGAUGCCAUACCGAGCGAGAUGCUGCGUUUGGGGACACGUCGGGGAAAUGCUGUCACCACUGCCUUCUGAAUCACACAAAUGAUCUUCACUGAAGCCACUCUACUGCAGUGCAUUGGAGACUGAGCUAUCACAGUUUACACCACAAUGAUGCUGCCUCUGUAAAGACAAACAAAACUACAAAACUACAACUGUUUAACCUGGAUUAUUCACUUUCUCUUCUUCUGACUGCUUUCUGAGCCAGGAUGACCACUCAACCUAUACUAUAGGGUAUAACCUGAUGCAUUCUUCACAGAUCAAACUAUAAGUACUUUAAACUAUAAUGCACAUAAUAAUCUUAAUAUGAGUCUCCUGUGAAUUACAAUUUUCUGUACAUUAGAAAACUACUUGUAAUGUUAGAGGCGCUUUACAGACAUGCUUUGUCACAAGGCUUGCAAAUAUGGCUUACUCAGAUGUUUUUAUUAAAUGUCUGUUUUUGUUGGAUUUUAUGUUUCAAGGACUUUUUAUGAAUGAAAUGUUUGGCAGUGAGGACCAUUAUCACAGAAAAACUUCUGUAAAACGUUGAGCCUUGAUGAAAAAUAGUUUACAACUUUUGAGGAGGAAAAUGUCAGGAAAAAUGCCCUGUCUCGUUUUGUAUCAGUUUUUCAUGCUUGCAGCUUAACAAGUGCAAUUUGUUGUAUAUAUUUGUAAUUUUAUUAGCUUUGAACCAGUAUAAUGUUAAUGUUUUGUAAGUAUAUUUUUCCUUGGCUUAGCAGGCACCAAGCCAGCCUGUGGCAAUAGUAAUGUGAGAGAUGGUGAGCUUGCAUUUUAAGUUGUAACUGUUUCGAGGAGUGCAAAGGUUUAAUUUAAAUGAAGUUUUGUUCAAGAGGAAGUUGCAGGGUGGACUUUGAUUUCUUAAAAUUUAGUUUGGAAAAUGGGGCCGAUAUGAAAUGUUUUCAACCUCUUUGUAACUACUGAGUUCAGUGCUGGUGCACAAUGACAAAGUCUCACUUUAUUUAUUUACACCUAUAUACUUUGAAGUUAUAUCAUAUAAUGGUGACAUGAUGUAAAUUAACUGUAUAUUGUUUUAUUUUGGAUAAGUCUUAUCCAGUAUUUGUUACCAUGCAAGUUAUUGCAUGCACAACUUUACAAAUAGUUUAUUUUAAAAUUCUAGAUUAUAUUCUGUUAUAUAUUAAUGUUCAAAUGUGCUUUCUGUAUUUUCCCUAUAAAGUCAAUUGCACAAUGUAUCUUUGACAUGUUUUGAUUUAGAAACUUAAACCAUAACCAAAGCAAAAUUAUUGGACAUGUAAUUAAUCCAUGCAGAAUGUAUUUUAAAUACUUCUACAGAGCUAACAUUAAAAGCACAAUUUAAUUCCACAUGAGUCUUGUUUGGUCUAAAAGCCAUACUGAUACAGUUGUACUGUUUUUAUCAAGUGUUUUUUACAAUAUGUAAAUGUUUUUACUCAACUAAUUUGUGAAUAAUAUUUGGGAUAGUCCCGUCAGUGGCACAAAAACACUGACUGCAUAGUUUGUGCAUUGUUCCCUUGGCUUAAAUACUGAUUCUUUGCAUAAAGUGAUUAGCAUUUUCAUCUGCUCACAUUACAAUAAAGUUUUAUUUUUACAUA
Molecule: messenger RNA, 4888 nt
Organism: Boleophthalmus pectinirostris (great blue-spotted mudskipper)
Lineage: Eukaryota; Metazoa; Chordata; Actinopteri; Gobiiformes; Gobiidae
Gene: ripor2
Product: RHO family interacting cell polarization regulator 2
Exons: 22
Coding region: 135-3356 (1073 amino acids)
Source: RefSeq, a predicted model, not a curated record